UUGGUUUUGAAAUUAUCACCUUAUAGGGAAAACUAAAAACAAGUGAAUGUCUAAUAAGAAUACUGAUAUAGCUAAAGAAGCUUCUAAUUUUAUUACUAUCGAAGAAAUGGAGAAAAAAAAACUUCAUAAUGUAAAUGAGGAUACAAAGUUACAUUCUAAGGGCAACAAAACAUUUGUUAAUAAAAAUAAAAAAUAUAGAGGGAGAGAAAACAAAGAAAAUCUUGUGCUAAAUGCAUGUAACAUAGGAAACUUAGAUAUAAUUGAAAAGUAUCUUAAUGAUCAUGAUGUGAAUAAUUUUUUAAAUACCGGUUGGACUUUACUUUUACAUGCUGCAUCAUCUUGUAACGUAAAAAUUGUUGAAUACCUUCUGACACAUGGAGCUAAUGCUAAUUUACAUAAAGAUGGAUUUACACCAUUAAUGGCAUUAUGUAGUUCUACAAAAGGAAAAAUAGAAGAUUGUUUAAGCUGUUUAUUUCUGUUAAUUGAAGCAUCAAAUAAUGUAGAUGCAACUAAUAAUCAAAAGCUAACAGCUUUAAUGUAUGCUUGUAAAACAAACAAAAUAGAAAUAGUGAGGGAACUAAUAAAAUAUACCAAAAAUAUUAAUGCUUAUGAUAGUGAUGGUUAUACUGCUUUGAUGUAUGCUGUCUUAAGCAAUGAAGUUGAAAUAGUAAAAUUACUUUUGGACAAUCAAGCUGAUGUCACAAUUAAAAAUAAUCAUUAUGAAACUGCUAAAGACAUAGCAAAUUUAAAAGGAUAUGAGGAGAUCUUAUCAUUAUUACCCAGUGAAAAUGAUGUAUCAACUACAUAUGAAUUAUCUAGAAUGGAUGAAUGGAAACAUAUGUUUCAUAGAUUGUCUCCUAAUCAAAAUCAAGUUGUUAAGUGUGAUAUAUCAGAUAUUUUGUAUGGAAUGGGAUUACGAAAUUAUACUAAUCUUUUUCAAGGAAUGGAGCUUCAAACAUUUUUACAGUUAACUGAAAAAGAUCUGAUAAAUUUAAAAAUGGAUAUUAGUAUUCACAGAGAUCGAUUUUUAAAAGAUUUAUAUAAAUUUCAUGGUAAAACAUGGAAAAUGCAGACCAUAGGGACUGUUAGUUCAUCUAAUUCUUACACAUUUUAUGAUGGGAUUGUAUCCAUGGGUAUUAUUGCAAAACAAGUUUUAGUUAUGACUUCUACUUUUCAUUAUAUAAAAAAAAAUAUAAAUAAUGAUCCUCCUGAAGUUAUGUUUGGCAAUAAUAUACAAAUAUCUAAAUAUCUAAGAUCAAUUAAAAAUGUUGAAGAGGCACUUGCAAAUAUGAAACAAAAACUUUUGCAAGUAAAAACUCUUGUAAAGAAGAUGAACGUACAAAAUACUUUAAACGAACCUCCGUGUCAUAUCGGUUCAAAAACGGCCAAAAAUUUUUAUUUUAAACCUAUAAUAUUGAGUAUACUAUUAGUAUGUGGAAUAUAUUUAACUAGAGUAUGAGUUUAUAAAUAAAGAAC
Molecule: messenger RNA, 1476 nt
Organism: Vespula vulgaris
Lineage: Eukaryota; Metazoa; Arthropoda; Insecta; Hymenoptera; Vespidae
Product: ankyrin repeat, SAM and basic leucine zipper domain-containing protein 1-like
Exons: 9
Coding region: 47-1459 (470 amino acids)
Molecular function (GO): protein binding
Source: RefSeq, a predicted model, not a curated record